Molecule: messenger RNA, 1347 nt
Organism: Drosophila yakuba
Lineage: Eukaryota; Metazoa; Arthropoda; Insecta; Diptera; Drosophilidae
Gene: Hacd2
Product: very-long-chain (3R)-3-hydroxyacyl-CoA dehydratase 3
Exons: 4
Coding region: 88-1203 (371 amino acids)
Biological process (GO): sphingolipid biosynthetic process; very long-chain fatty acid biosynthetic process; fatty acid elongation
Cellular component (GO): endoplasmic reticulum membrane
Molecular function (GO): 3-hydroxyacyl-CoA dehydratase activity
Source: RefSeq, a predicted model, not a curated record
ACACAGCCAGUGCUGCAAAACUCAUUCGGAGCGAUAUCAAAGGUUAUUUUCGGUUUGGAGAUGUUUAUAUUAGUUUGAUAAGAACCAAUGGCAAACCUCAGUCCGCUGGUCUACUGGUCGCAGACCAAGCAAACCCUAUUACUGAAAGUGGACCUCAAAGAUGCCAAGGGCGCCAUCGCGGACUUUUCGCCGGUUUCGGUGAAUUUCAGUGCCAACGGCCACGGAGCUCGCGGAGUGAAUGCCUACAAGUUCGAGCUGCACUUCUACGCCUUGAUCGACGACGAGAAUGCCACCUUCGUGGUCAGCGACAACAAGAUCGAGCUGCAGAUCCGCAAACUGGAGCCGGAGUGGUGGCCCCGCCUGGUGGCCACUCCCCAGAAGCCCCACUGGCUCAAGAUCGACUUCGACCGCUGGCGCACCGAGGACGACGCCGAGUUGGAGGAGAAGCCCCGCGAUGUGCGCCAGGACUACGAGAAGGAGUACGCCGAUCUCCAGAAGCGCGAGCUGGGCUACAUCAAGGAGAAAACGAAGAAGGUGUACAUGAUUUUCUACAACCUGGCCAUGUUCGUGGGCUACCUGUAUAUCAUGGUGGUAAUGGGAGUACUCUACUAUCGCGAUGGCAUCGAUAGCAUUGCCAAAACCUACGCCAAUGUGGGCAACGCCUUCAAGUUUGUCCAGCUGCUGCAGUAUCUGGAGGUGAUGCACCCCAUGUUCGGUUACACCAAGGGCAGUGCAGUGGUGCCCUUCUUCCAGGUGUCCGGACGCAACUUUAUCCUGUUUCUCAUGAUCGACAUGGAACCGCGCAUGUAUGCCAAGCCCGUGGUUUUCUACGUUUUUGUAAUAUGGUCUCUGGUCGAAUUGGUGCGAUAUCCCUACUACUUGGCGCAAUUGCUUGGUCGCGAGGUGGGCCUGCUCACCUGGCUGAGGUACACCGUCUGGAUACCGCUCUAUCCCAUGGGCAUCCUGUGCGAGGGCAUCAUCGUGCUACGUAAUAUUCCCUAUAUUGAAGAGACGAAACGGUUUACCGUGGAAAUGCCUAAUUCCUGGAACAUCACCUUUGACAUGGUUCUCUUCCUGAAAAUAUACCUAAUGCUGCUAAUCCUGCCGGGCAGCUACCUAGUUAUGUCGCACAUGGCCAAGCUAAGGUCCAAAAAGCUCGGCAAGGGACGCGCCAAGCGCCGACAGCACCUUCACGCCGACUAGUCAGCACACUGCCUGGAUCAAGCUAGACGUUCGGCAGUAUGAUUUCCUAUUUUUGUUUAGUGUAAGCAAAAGUCCAAAGAAAUAUCUACAUCCACCAUUCUUCACAUCUUGACGUUCAUUAAAAUUUUCUAUCAUAAUACAAAA